Penicillium paradoxum is the source of this 618-nucleotide messenger RNA. RefSeq lists its product as uncharacterized. Lineage: Eukaryota; Fungi; Ascomycota; Eurotiomycetes; Eurotiales; Aspergillaceae. Bases 1 to 618 code for a protein of 205 amino acids. The record is from RefSeq and is a predicted model, not a curated record. The transcript has a single exon.
AUGAACUUCAGCUACGUUGAUAGCGGUACUUUGGACAACGCCGUUUUAUUGGUUGAGCUGCUGUACCAAGUCAUCGCCCUCUCUCCCCCGCCUUUACCCCGGAUACAGGGCUCCCAUGAGUCACCUACUGAGUUAUCGAAAAUCAACAUGCCUCCAUUGAUUGACCUCCUUCCUUAUCGAGAUCAGAUCAUCGGUCUCUCCCAAAAAGGUGCAUCGCCUAGCUCUAUAUGUGAAACCCUUACUCUUGAUGUCAAUCCUCGUACGAUCCAAAGGCGGCUGGAAUGGGGUCAAAAGAAACCCAGAGUUACCCCUCCCACAAUAGACGAUACUCUCCACAAGCGUAUAAAAGAGCUUGUGUUGCAGGUUGGGCUCUCAGAUAAACAAAUCCUCCCAAUCCUCCAUAAAGAAGGGUUUGCGAUCUCUGAUCGUACGCUCCGGAAACGACGAAAACAGCUUGGUAUCUGUCGUCGUACGGACGAUCUAGAAGCACAGAGCGAGCAGUUCCAGCAGAUCAAAGAGCUCAUCGCUGAUGAAAUUAAUAUGGGCGAUAUUGAAGGUUAUGGAAGGACCUACCUCCAUCAGCAUCUACGUCGUCGUGGCUAUUUGUUUCCUGUGUAA